UCACCUUUUUGAGUGCAGAAAACUGGUUCUCUUUCCCUGCUAGCAGGAGUCUCUGUUUACUUCAACCACAGGAACUACAAUGCGAGAGACUCUGCUAGGAGGGGAAUGGUUCUCGUAAAUACAUUACUAAUUGAUUGACAGGAAUUUGGGUCUAGUCAUUAUGGACUGCAUUUAGUGUUGCUAUGGAAACAAACACAAAUAAUUUUAUUGCAUUUAAACCUAAAGCAGGGAAUAACAGCUGAUUGUGAUCAUUUGCGGGCACAAAGAAUAAUAAAUUAUAUACAAAUUGGAUGUUAUUUUACUCAAUUUGAGAAUGCGAAUCAAAAGACCACUCAUCCUAUUAACCCACUACUAUUUUCAUUUCCAUCCAAUGAAAAACUUUGUUGUAACAAGAAUAAAACUACACAAAUACAAACAAAGACAAUUAAAACAUUAAUGAGCUUCAACCCCUGCCGAGAGUUUGUCAUAAUGUACCAAAAGUAUUAUCCAAUUAUUACGGCUAUUUAUUAUGUCUGUGAUAAAACAUCUACAGCUCUGCCAAGAGACAGGAGAACAGAUCCCCUGGGGCAGAACACACAGCARUCGUCUUACCAAAGAGCUCAUCACCUUCAGAAUUUCCAUAACAGUGGAUAUGAAACCAGUACAACAKCAACRAACUAUGAUCCAUUUAGCCAGGACCAUCACAAAAGGCAGCAUUUUGUUAGAGGCGUGAUUCCAGGUGGCUCUAGGAACAACAAGAUGAUUUAUGGUACAGAUGAGCUUUUAAGACAGUCAGAGGAAAAGAAAAGGGUUCAAGCCAAAACUGACAAACCAGAUGGAUUUUUGUAUGGAACUGAAGCUGCAACAAAUGUUGGAAGRCAGAAGGCAGGAACAAAACCRAACAAUGCUUUGUGGAUUGAAGCAAGAGUGAAUGACGAUUACCAUGUGACACGCCAUCAGAAACUGGCAAAGGAUCAAGAUGAAUUCCUAUAUCUGCAUAAACGUGAGAAGGAAAAACAAAUGCUAGAACGACAACAAGAAAAGAAGAAGGAUUUGGAUAUGCUACAAUCAUAUUAUCCAUUUCAGAAGCCUGGUCAUGGAGCUCCACUUGCAGGGCCUGAUCCAAAUAAGCGUGAAGCACGGCGCACUAAAAACAUUCAAGGGUUACAAGAAGAGGUCAGUACAAUAGUAUGCUGUUAUCUUACAGAAGAUUUUGUAUUAUCAAUAUUGUAUAUUCAGGAAUAUASUCCCUUGGGACUAGGUGGYGGUGGUGCACCAAAUCGAACAGUCUCUGGAAAKCAACAGACAAAAUUAMGAGCUGAUCCUGAACUAAGAUUCCCUAAAUAUGGCGAGAAYAGCAAUAUUGCAGAAGGCUUGAGAUAUAAUAAAAAAGACAUGGAGUAUGCAGCUUUACUUGAGAAGUUUAUCAACGAAAGUCAUACAAGAAAACAACAGGAAGAGAAGAAACGCAAAGAACAAGAAAUAUCUCAUAAUCAAUAUGAUCCAUUCAAAAAACCUGGUGGUGGUGCUCCUUUGACAAAUGAACAAGGUGAAGUCAAUGCAAAACAGAUAUUAACACUAUCCACAGACAUCAAAGAACUUAGAGGAGUAGAACCUCGUCACCAGCAUGCAUACAGUGAUCCAGGGAAGUGUAAACCAGAUGACUAUGCAUGGUUAAAUCCAGACAGCAAUCAUUGGCCAUUUGGCAAAAACACUGUUGAAAGGGACAGAGCUGGUAAAAUCAUGAAGACCAAAAGGCCUGCAAUUGAUGAUUCAGAAGGAAUUGGAAUACCUGUUGGAAGACCUGGUGCUGGUGCUCCCAUUAAGGACAAAGAUGGUAAACUCAAAACAAGGAAACCACAGACAUUAACAAAGAAUAGUUAUGGACAGGUACUGUCAAGGGAUUUCAGUCCUAAAGAGAGAAUUGAGAAUGAUCCCUUUCAAAAGCCAGGUGCAGGAGCUCCCAUUAAGGAUGCAGAUGGUAAAGUCAAAACKCGCUUAGUAGCUCAGGUGGAACGAUUGGAACCAUCACCAAGAAUGUCUUUUGAUGAUAUCCAAGCCAAACAAGCCUAUCUGAAAACUUUACAGGAUCAAGCUGAACAAGCUGAAUACAAGCGCAAGGAAGAGAAUGAAGAUCUCAAAAAGAGUGGAGGCGAUGUAUCAUCAUGGAUCAGAAGUGGUGUUGUUGGUCAGCCAAAGUUUGACCCUGUAACAAAGGAAAUUAUAGCAUCACAUAAAACCACGUCUGAUGUCACUCAACAAAAGCUGAACAUACGCAGACAAAAGAAUGAUACUAGCAGCAACUACCACCGUGAUCUGCAAGUUCUUGUUGAUGCAAAACAGAAACAACGAUACCAAGAGAAAGAAACUGAAAAGCAUGAUUCCAUGAGGCAUGUGGAAACCAUGAACAGUAACUGGGGUAAAAAAGGUGGAGGGGCACCUCUUGACGGAUACAGAAAACAAAAAUUUGGAUUGGAUCCCUAUGAUGAAACCAGUUUUCGACCAAAUUGAAACCCACAAGUGAUAAUAAUAAUAAUUCUUAGACGCAGUAUUGUUUUUAUUAUGUGGUUGUUUCGUUUGAAAAUAUACAAUUAUAGUAAGACCUAUGCACUAUACAACUUCCCAGAACUUUCUAGUCUGUAACAUCAUUAAAAGAUAUUUUGGGAAGUGUAGAGUCCUCAAUAAAGUUUCUGCCUAGUUAACUAGGGWAUGUCAAAUUAAUACUCACCGCAUAAAAAAGUGCUGUUUGGCACAAUAUUCAUUUAUUAUGGGUGUAUUGGUGCACUUUGCGGAUGUGUCAAAGUCAAAGAAAACACAAAAUUUGUUGUUAGAGGUAGAGAAGGAGAUAACUGACACAAACAAGAAUAGAUGACAAAGAACAAGGCUCACACACUGACAAAUAAAACACAAACAGUUCAAUUUUUACUGUAAAGUUAAGUUAUUUAUUGGGUAUUAACUUAAUUAACUUAAAAAUAAAUAUUUAUAAUAUUUUAGUAUUUUUUUAUUGUAAAAAAUUCAUAUCACUAUCAUUUAUUAUCUGAGUGAAGUGACUGGAUGUUAUUUUAGCAUAGCUUAGAAAAUAGACAGAAGUGAAUUCUAAGAAGUACUAGUAUGAAUGUUUAUUAUAUUCUCAUUCAAUAACAGUAUGAAUUCAUGAAAGAUCUAUCAGCACUGAGUAAAAUAUUAUUAAAAUGAUGAAAAACAUUU
Molecule: messenger RNA, 3186 nt
Organism: Exaiptasia diaphana
Lineage: Eukaryota; Metazoa; Cnidaria; Anthozoa; Actiniaria; Aiptasiidae
Exons: 19
Coding region: 436-2490 (684 amino acids)
Source: RefSeq, a predicted model, not a curated record